AUGUAUCUUCUGCUAGUGUUACCAGAGGUAUUGGAAAAGAAUGUAGUGAAGCAGCUGAAGGUACACAUAAAAUCCGAAAGCCUUUUACCAACUGUGUAUGUAGCAUGCAAUGCUUUUCCCUCCACUGCAGGGUCCGUCAGUUUCUGCGACCAGUUCAUACCAAGGGAGGAGUUCUACAUCCACUCCCCAGCAUACCCCAACAACUAUCCUGCCAACCUCACCUGCCGGUACCAGAUCUACCGUCGGCACCCGGACUACUGCGGCGUCGCCUUCACCGUCCUAAGACUCGACCUGGCCCAGCCGCAUCCUGCUGUACUUGCGCAGGAUGACAGCGGGAUAAACAGCGUGGACGAAGGGCGGGGGCGACAGAACAGGACCUGCGGAGGAGGGGACGUGUUGCUCAUCGAAGACGUUGUGCACUGCGGGAGGUAUCAGCGAGGCAAGACAGCGACCUUUUCCUUCCCGGGAACUCUCCUGACGGUGGAGUUCCGCAGCGGCAACAACCACGGCGCUUCGGGGUUCCUGCUUCUGGGCCGCCAGGUCAAGACUUGCCGCACCCCGCGCACGCUGGGCUCUCCUCUCACGUCCUCUGUCCAGUGCGACAGGCUGAUCAACAGUCCGACGUUCAGCCUGACGUCGCCCGAGUACCCGGCGCCGUACAGGCACAACGCCGAGUGCCACUACGCCGUGCGCCGCGUCGGGCCUGACGUGUGCGGCCUCCAGCUCACCGUGAAGGCCUUCGACCUGGAAGAGAGCGGCUGCAUGUUCGACUACGUGGAGGUGCAAGGCCAGCGGCUCUGUGGCAGCCUAGAGCAGGGAUUCUCGCGAUACUUCAGGUUCGAGGGGAAUGAGCUCGACAUCAGAUUCCGGACGGACGAGUCGACCAGGCGCCAGGGCUUCUCCAUCGCGGGCCAGCAGGUGCAGUGCCGCCAGGCCAGGCCCAUCCAAGCGCCGCUCAGCCAGGCGCGGCCCUUGAAGGCGGACGACGCUCAGCUGGGCGUCGAGGCGCGCGCGCCGGACCCUCCGGAAACAACCCUGGGGCCCUUCCCUCCUCCGUCCUCCAGCCCAGCACAGAGUCCACCUACAGCGCCUCCUGUUUUGUCUUCCCCCGCGCCUCCGACAACACGCCAGACGACGACAUCUACGACGACAGCGACGGCAACAUCAGCGCCAACGACGGCGACGGCAACGGCAGCGACGACUGCAACCGCAGCAACGACCAGCAGGCGACCAUAUGUCACGCCCCUGUGGAUCCGACCCGUCACCAGCGCCAACCAAACAGAAAUAGACAUCAGCUACAUCCUCGAUGCCAUUGGGCGCCUUCCCGUCAGCACCCGGCCUCCUUUGGGCCGGGAUUCAACCGAAGGACUUUUGGAGGAUGCCAAGGACGAGGAGAAUUUCACCGAACUGGAACCGGGCCUCAUCAGCACGACCACAAUAGAGGCCGAGACAACCAACUCAGAACAGAACGUGCCCGGAGACCCGGAUUUCAACCCCUUCACCACCAGCGGGUUGCCUCCGACGAUACCAACGACAAUACCCGGCCUCACACCAACUGAUCCGACGACGACCGAUUAUCCGACGACCUUCACCAACACUUUCCCAACGACUUUUAGCAACACUUUCCCGACGACGGAGACUGAAUUCCCAACCACCACCCUCGCGGGGACGGACUGCGACCAGUUCUUCGUGGACGCCAGCUUCUCCAUCUCGAGCCCGGGGUACCCAGGCCCUUACCCGAACUCCGUCGACUGCGCCUACGUGGUUGGCAGGGCAUCCCUCGACGUGUGUGCGAUCCAGGUGCAGUUCACGGACGUGCAGGUGGGCGCCCCCGACGCAGCGACCGGCGAGUGCACGGGCGAUUACAUCGACGUCGCCGGAACCAAGUUUUGCGGGACGUUCCAGAACCGCCUCCUAACCUUUGACUUCCAAAGCCAAACAUUCGCGAUCACCUUUCAUUCUGACGCUGUUGGAUCAAACAGAGGAUUUAAGCUCGACGUGACCCAGACCGCCACGGGGUGCAGCGGGGGCGUCGGGCCCGUUCAGCCCCCCAUCCCCCCCGGGCUGUGCGACGCCGUGACGGAGCAGGUCGGCUUCUUGCUGCUCAGCCCCGGCUACCCGACGCGCUACCCGACUUCCACCGACUGCACAACCACGGUUCUCAAGGCCGCGCCCGACGUUCGCAGCCUGGUGUUGCAGCUGGUAGACUUCGAGAUGGCGCCGUCGCUGGGCUGCUCCGAGGACUACUUCGAGGCGGCGGGCGAGCGGCUGUGCGGGCUCCUCACCGGCCAGACACGUACUAUACAGUUCACGGGCAGCUCGAUCACUCUACGCUUCCACUCGGGUCCCUUUUCAAGUGGAGGGCGUGGCUACCGCAUUCGCAUCGGCCAGAGCACUUCCACAAACCCCAUCACGCCGGGCAGCUGCGGGGGCGUCGUCGACACCUCCAGCGCCACGAUCCAGUCACCAGACUACCCUACACCAUAUCGACCCAGCAUCGACUGCGUCUUCACCGUCCUCAAGUCUAACCCAGAAGUCUGCCAACUUUAUAUCAGGAUUCUAGAUUUCGAAAUGGAAGACAGUGCUCAGUGUACAAAAGAUUUCCUGCAGAUCGGUGCGCAGGAGAGACUGUGCGGACAUCGUUAUCCAGAUGAGACGCGUCGAUACCAUUUUACAGACAACCAUUUGGAUAUUGUCUUCCACUCGGAUGGUUUUGGCUCUGGUCGCGGUUUCAGAAUUGAGAUACGGCAGCACAUGUGCGGCUACUUCAAGCCCACGUACCCUCAUUACCCAUCCCACCGGCCAACUUACCAUCAGCCAACCCAACGCCCACAGAAAAGGCCUCCUUUCCUUUGGCCAUUCAAGCCUUUCCAGAAACCCAUAUUCAUUAACUGGUGGAGAUUCCAGCCGUUCUCAAGACCCAAUUACUAUGCUAGGCAGAGGUACACUAACAAACCUACUGGUAGCACUUUGUACAGUAAACCUCAAAGCACAAGUUAUGGGCACAGCAGUACAAGCUACAGACAGCCAAAUACGAGCUAUGGACCACCAAGCACGACUCCUAGCCCAUAUUUCCCUCCUUCCGUGACCCCUCCGGUCACUGUGUACCCAACGACUCCCAGGCCCACCUUCCCAACUCUCCCAACCACAGUGCCAACUCUGCCCACCGUCACUCCUGUGUUGCUGCUCCAUCCUGGGGACGUUCUGAGGCCACUUGCAGCUGCCCAGCCUCUCAACGAGACCCGUUCGGGACCCCCGAAGGGCGAGGAAGACGCAGAGGAAAUUAAUACACAAAGCCCCUCUCGCCUGCCCAGCGCCAAGCAUCCAGGAGGAUCCCAUGAGGGUCCAUGCGGCGGGACGCACCGCACCAAGAGCUUCAGGAUUCAGAGUCCGGGGUACCCUGCCCCCUACUACACAGACAUGCUCUGCGUCUAUAAGAUUUACAAGCACGACCCAGACGUUUGUGGAGUGGAACUCGUGAUGGACCAGUUCGACGUUGAGGAGAGCCAGUCAUGUUCCGAAGCUCGGCUGGUAGUAGCAGGUCGCCGCUACUGCGGUCGCAUCAAGUCCGGAGCUCACGGGGUCUUGCCAUUCCCCGCCGAAGGACCAAUCACCAUGGAGUUCUUAGCAGGCCGCUACCACAGCGGCGCUGGCUUCACUCUGCGAGGGCGGCAGAUCCCCUGUGGGAAGGACUCAGCAACGCCAGAGGAGUCUGAGCCGGAGCCCUUGACGCUCAAGGAGUUUUUGGAAGACCCCUCAGCCUCUGAGGGCUUGGUUCUGCCCUGGGUGGGGCCGGGGGGGAGGGGCCGCCCAGCCCCGCACGAGCGGAGGGGCUAGACUUCAUCCUUGGGAGACGGAAAGGAACAAACGGGAAGGGCGACAGGAGAAGGAAGGGGGGGGGGAGCGAAAUGGGAUUCUCUCUGAAAAUUCGCUCUUCUGCCAGUGGGUGCUA
Molecule: messenger RNA, 3952 nt
Organism: Penaeus monodon (black tiger shrimp)
Lineage: Eukaryota; Metazoa; Arthropoda; Malacostraca; Decapoda; Penaeidae
Exons: 15
Coding region: 1-3837 (1278 amino acids)
Molecular function (GO): serine-type endopeptidase activity
Source: RefSeq, a predicted model, not a curated record